Molecule: messenger RNA, 1059 nt
Organism: Osmerus eperlanus (European smelt)
Lineage: Eukaryota; Metazoa; Chordata; Actinopteri; Osmeriformes; Osmeridae
Product: 5-hydroxytryptamine receptor 1B-like
Exons: 1
Coding region: 1-1059 (352 amino acids)
Biological process (GO): neuropeptide signaling pathway
Cellular component (GO): plasma membrane
Molecular function (GO): G protein-coupled peptide receptor activity
Source: RefSeq, a predicted model, not a curated record
AUGGGAACUCUCGGCUGGAUUGAAGCUUUCAUUCGACUUCUCAUGUUCUUUUUCGGAACCGUUGGGAACAGCUGUCUGUGGUUGUGUUCCCUGCCCGGGCCCCAAACCCCCCUGCGCACCAACGAGCUCCUCUUUUUAAACCUGGCCGCCUGCAACCUCCUGAACAACUGCCUGGUGGACCUCCCUGACACCAUGUCAGACUUUGCAGGUGAUUGGUUUAUGGGCAAAGCUUACUGCUCCAUCUUCCUCUUCUUUGCCGACUUGUCCGAGACCAGUAGCAUAUUCUCCACCUUGUUCAUCAGUGUGUUCUGGAACCAGAAGCUGGUGGGGUCUCUAAAACGCGGUGGGGCGCCCGUGCGUCUAGAUAACCUGCGGUUGGUGACCGUUCUGUUGGCCGGAAGCUGGAUAGUUUCUGUUGCCUUCAGUGUCCCACGUUGGUUUUUUUCGAGGUUGGAGGGGGAGAACACGAGCCGCAAGUGUGUAGAGUACUACCACUCAAAGACAGCCGUGCUGAUGUACGACUCUGUGUUCGUGGCGCUGGUUAACGCAGUCCCCAUAGCUGGUACAGUGUUCGCGAGCCUCCAGAUAGUUGUCACUCUUCUCCAGCACAGGACUCGUGUCCAGGGCCUGUCCGCCGAAUCCCACAACAACACAGGUAACGCUCCACCCAACGAAGAGACAACAAGAAGCACAAACAAUGAUCAGAGAAGCAGCGGUACUUCUAAAAACCAGGAGGGUCCAGUCAGUGACCUUGUCCGGACGCACAUAGCGGAACGUAACCCGGGCUCCAGCUCUCAGGUGAGGGCAGCCAAGAGCGUGUUGGCCGUGGUCACGGUGUUCCUGGUGUGCUGGCUAACUCAUCUCCUAGUCCGCAUCACCAGCAGCAUCCAUAACUCCACUCUGAUUUCGGAUAUUGCCAGCUAUACUGCAGCCUCCUACCCCAGCAUCAUCCCCUACAUCUUUCUGUACGGAGCAAAAAAACUGACUUCUCCGAAACAACUCCUGCAGAAGCUAAUUAAGACAGUUAGGCUUCUGGUGCACUGCCGUGGUGUUGCCUGA